AUGGAGGAGCUCAGAGUUGAGGACCCACAGUCUUUCUUCGACUACCUUAGGUUGGAGCCUGCCAUGUUUGAUGAGUUGGUGCAGAGAGUGGGGCCACGUAUACAGAAGCAGGAUACAUACAUCAGAAAGGCGCAAGCUCCAGGCUUGAAACUAGCCAUCACAUUGAGGUUCCUGGCUUCAGGUUAUAGGUACCCAAGCAUCAUGUACAGUUUCCGCGUGGCAAGGACCUCAAUUAGCCUGAUCAUCCCAGAAGUAUGUAAGGCCAUUGUGGAGGAAUACAAGGAUGAAGUUAUCACCUGCCCUGUCAUUCCAGAAGAAUGGGCACUCAUUGAAGAGGUCUUCAGAAACAGGUGGAAUAUUCCUCAUGCCGUACGAGCUUUAGAUGGCAAACAUAUGGCCAUUAGGAACCCUGCCAAGAUCGGCUCAUCAUACCACAACUACAACGGCUUCUUCUCAGUGGUCCGCAUGGCCCUUAUGGAUGGAAAUUACAAGUUCCUGUGGAUGCACGUCGGGGCUUACCGAAGUAUAUCUGAUGCUCAAAUCUUCGACGAGUGUGAGCUCAAGAACUAUCUUGAAGACGGGAGCAUAGGAUUUCCUGAUCCGCCCCUUACCUCAAGAUAA
Messenger RNA from Haliotis rubra (blacklip abalone), 621 nucleotides. RefSeq lists its product as uncharacterized. Bases 1 to 621 code for a protein of 206 amino acids. The transcript has a single exon. NCBI's taxonomy places the organism in Eukaryota, Metazoa, Mollusca, Gastropoda, Lepetellida, Haliotidae. The record is from RefSeq and is a predicted model, not a curated record.